This is a messenger RNA of Linum trigynum, 2265 nucleotides long. The record is from the annotation of a GenBank genome assembly. NCBI's taxonomy places the organism in Eukaryota, Viridiplantae, Streptophyta, Magnoliopsida, Malpighiales, Linaceae.
AUGGCUACCCUUCAAGACAUUUGUUAUUCGGCAGCUAUCAAUCUUCUAUCCGCAAUCGCCUUCCUGUUCGCAUUUGCGAUGCUGAGGCUUCAGCCGGUGAACGACAGAGUGUACUUCCCUAAGUGGUAUCUCAAAGGGAUACGAGGGAGCCCAACGCACCAUGGGGGGUUUAUGAAGAAAUUUGUGAAUCUGGAUCCUAGAACCUACAUAAGGUUUCUGAACUGGAUGCCGGCAGCAUUGCAGAUGCCAGAACCUGAACUUAUUGAACACGCUGGACUUGACUCUGUAGUCUAUAUACGGAUUUACCUUAUGGGGUUGAAAAUAUUUGUUCCUAUUACGCUCCUCGCCUGGGCGGUGCUUGUCCCUGUCAAUAUGACUGGAGGAACACUGGAUAAGAUAAAAGAUUUGACAUACAGUGAUAUCGACAAGUUGUCGAUAUCAAACAUCGCAGAAAACUCUGUAAGGUUUUGGGCCCAUGCGAUAAUGUCAUAUGUCUUCACGUUUUGGUCAUUUUACGUGAUCUACCAUGAGUACAAGGCGGUAGCGAACAUGCGCCUGCAGUUUUUGGCUGCAGAAAGUCGUCGCGCCGAUCACUUCACCGUUCUUGUGAGAAAUGUUCCUGCAGAUCCAGAUGAAUCAGUGACAGAUCACGUCGAGCACUUUUUCCGUGUGAAUCAUCCCGAGCAUUAUCUCCUUCACCAGGUGGUAUACAAUGCGAACAAGCUUGCAGAUGUGGUUGAGGCAAAGAAGGCGAUGAGGAAUUGGUUAACCUAUUAUCAAAACAAAUACGAUAGAAACCCGUCUACAAGACCAACCACAAAGACAGGCCUGUGGGGUAUUAUCGGAACCACAGUGGAUGCAAUCGAGUACUAUGAAUCUGAGAUUGAGAAUUUGAUAAAAGAGGAAGAGUUGGAAAGGGAGAAGGUUCUGAGUGAUGCUAAUGCCGUGAUGCCAGCAGCAUUUGUAUCUUUCAAAUCCCGAUGGGCAGCUGCAGUUUGCGCACAAACUCAGCAAUCAAGCAACCCAACAAUGUGGUUGACUGAGAGAGCUCCGGAGCCACGCGAUGUAUACUGGAGCAACCUAGCCAUACCAUAUGUGGAGCAUACUAUUCGAAAGUUUCUCAUGGCGGUUGCUCUCUUCUUCUUGACCUUCUUCUUUGUCAUUCCUAUAGCAUUUGUCCAGUCUCUGGCCACCAUCGAGGGGAUUGAAAAGGUUUUCCCGUUCCUGAAGCAUCUUAUAGAAGUCGAUUCUGUCAAAUCCAUAGUCCAAGGGUUUCUUCCAGGAAUUGCUCUGAAAAUAUUUCUCAUUGUACUUCCAACGAUCCUCAUGUUGAUGGCCAAAAUCGAAGGAUUUCACUCACUGUCAUCUUUGGACAGGCGAGCAGCUUCAAAGUAUCACUUGUUCCUUCUUGUCAACGUCUUCCUUGGUAGCAUCAUUACAGGGACAGCUCUAGAGCAGCUGAAAACAUUCAUGAAACAGUCUGCUUCUGAAAUCCCACAAACAAUUGGUGUGUCGAUCCCAAUGAGAGCCACCUUCUUCAUCACUUACAUUAUGGUGGAUGGUUGGUCGGGAAUAGCAGCCGAGGUCCUCAGGUUGGUGCCAUUGAUCAUCUUUCACUUAAAGAACACGUUUUUGGUGAAGACCGAGCAAGAUAGAGAGCAAGCCAUGGACCCAGGUAGCAUAAGCUUCCCCAUAUCAGAGCCUCGGAUACAGCUCUAUUUCAUGCUCGGUUUCGUUUACGCCGCUGUCACCCCCUUGUUGCUCCCUUUCAUCCUCGUCUUCUUCGCCUUCGCCUAUGUCAUCUUCCGCCAUCAGAUCAUCAAUGUGUACGACCAAAAAUACGAGAGCGGAGCAGGCUACUGGCCAGAUGUGCAUCGACGCUUGAUUAUCGGCCAAAUGAUAGCUCAGAUGCUCCUAAUGGGUCUGCUGAACACGAAGGGAGCAGAGGAACUGUCACCUUUCCUCAUCCCUCUCCCUAUUUUGACAAUGUGGUUCCACAAGCUCUGCAAAGGGCGCUUCGAAUCCGCCUUUGUGAAAUUCCCAUUGCAGGAAGCCAUGGUGAGGGAUACCCUGGAGCGAGCUACCGAUCCAAACCUGAACCUGAGAACGUACCUUCACGAUGCCUACAUUCAUCCAGUUUUCAAGCACGACCCAUCUGAUAAAACAGAGACAAUGAUCUACUACGAUGAAGAAGACAAUCCGCUUGUUGCUACUAAGCGAAGCAGUAAGUUUGUGUCGGACGUCAGUUCCGGGUCUGGUUCCUGA